AUGAUGAUGAGCAAACUGCUGUGCUUGGCCUGGUUCGGCGGGCUGGUCCGCUCGGCAGCGGUUCCCGAACCUGACGGUUACCUCGAGCCGAUACCUGAACACCUCUCACCCAUCCAGUUCGGCAACGGAGCUUUGGCACGCGGCGUCAAAGCCAGGCCUGCCAACAUCGACUUGGACGUGUGGAGAAAUGGCACGGCAGAUCUGCAGUGGUACGGCGAAAUCACCGCUGGUACCCCUCCGCAGAAGUUUAAACUCAUCUUCGACACCGGCGCUUCCAUCAUGCUCGUGGGACAAAAGAACUGCACCACCUGCGGCGACCACGCUCUCUUCGACCCAUCCAACUCCAGCACUUUCUCACCGCAGCCCAACCGCACCCUGCUCAUCACCUUCGGCCAAGGCGCCGGAACCGUCUCGUCUCCCGAGGUGCAAGGCGCCAACUGCACCGUCGUGACCGACACCAUACGAAUGGCCGGCCUCGCGCCCGGAGGCGACAACCCCACCAGCGAGUUCGCGAUAUACUCGACCUACUCGCCUGGUCUGCGCGACCAGCCGCUGGAUGGGCUAUUCGGGCUGAGCUCAACGCCGACUUCCUUCUGGAACGAGACCGAGGGCGAGUUCACUCCCAUCUACUGGGGGCUGGUAAAGACUGGCCAAAUCCCAGGACCAGAGUUCAGCUUUUCUUUCACGCCCAGCAAGAAGCCCUCCGGCGUCCUCACCCUCGGCGGCACCGACCGCACCCUCUACCUCCCCAACACCCUCCGCAAAAUCCCCCUCAACUGGGAACUCUCCUCCUCCCGCUGGCGGUGGGUCGUCGACGUCCUAGGCGCCCGCGUCAGCACCACCAACCCCCCAACCACCUCCCCACCGGACGACGCGUCCGCCCCGGGCUGGUCCCCCCCGCUCAACGGCUCCCUCGACGCCGUCACCCUCGUCGACACAGGCGGCGCCUCCAUCACCACCCCGGACCGCGAGACCACCGCCGCCAUCUACGCACUCAUGUCCCCCACCAUCCAACCGCUCGAUAACUUCGGUUCCUGGGGCGCGCCCUGCGAUUUACUGGAGCGUGUCGCACGCGACGUGCUUUUUACCGCGGGCAACGCCACGCACAAGGUCGAUGCGGUCGUGCGGAGGGAGUAUGUGAAUGUGGGGGAGUACCCGGGGAAGCCGGGGGUUUGUCAGGGGGUGUUUACGGACCCUGGGAGGGUGGCGAGGGAGCCGGUGCGGGGGAGGCCGGCGUGGAUUUUUGGGACGCCGUGGUUGAGGUCGUAUUAUACGGUUUGGAAUGGGGUGGAGGGGACAUCGGGUUUGCUACGCCGGUGGGCCUGGAUAGGGAUUAAGGGGAGGACAUACCACUAG
Messenger RNA from Dichotomopilus funicola, 1356 nucleotides. RefSeq names its product aspartic peptidase domain-containing protein. Gene Ontology annotation, biological process: proteolysis. The coding region runs from base 1 to 1356 and encodes 451 amino acids. The record is from RefSeq and is a predicted model, not a curated record. Gene Ontology annotation, molecular function: aspartic-type endopeptidase activity. The transcript is spliced from 3 exons. Gene Ontology annotation, cellular component: fungal-type vacuole. NCBI's taxonomy places the organism in Eukaryota, Fungi, Ascomycota, Sordariomycetes, Sordariales, Chaetomiaceae.